AGCCUUGCCGACUUUGAGUUGCUCCAGGUCAUCGGCCAGGGCGCCUUUGGCAAAGUUCGCAUGAUCGAACACCGCUCAACAAAACAGCGCUAUGCGCUAAAGUACAUCAGCAAAGCCGAGUGCAUCGACAGACAGGGCGAGCAGAACAUUUUGCGCGAGCGUGACAUCCUCGAGUCGCUCGCCGGCCACCCGCACAUCCCAACACUGCACUACUCGUUCCAAGAUGCACACACGCUAUAUCUUGUUAUGGAACUCAAGGCGGGCAGCGACCUGCGGCAGCAUAUCCAGAGGCAUCGGCAAGGCUUUCCCGAAGCGACCGUGCGGCUGUGGAUUGCCGAAGUGGCCUGCGCCCUGCACUACAUGCAUUCGGCGCAUCAGGUUAUGCAUAGGGAUGUCAAGCCGGAUAAUAUCCUGAUGGACUGUGACGGCCAUGUGAGCCUUGGUGACUUUAACGCCGCCGUCAAGGUUGCCGAAAACGUCGGCGGCGUGACGGGGACAACCAGCUACAUGGCGCCAGAGCUCUUGAUGCGCACGAACUACUCGUACCCGGUCGACUGGUGGUCGCUUGGCAUUGUCCUGUACGAGUGCGUCUACGGCCGCCGGCCGUAUCGGAGGCAGGACCAUGGUGGCUGCCGCGAGCGCCUGAAGAUGGCCAUUACCAAUGAGCCCCUGGUCUUCCCAAGCGACAAUUCAGUGUCUGUCGACUGCAUAGCGCUAAUGCGUGGCCUUUUGUGCACCGACCCCGACCGCCGCCUGGGGUACGAGCGCUUGCGGAAACAUGCUUUUUUUUCCGGCCUGGACUGGACAGCCGUCGAGCAGCGCCGCGCAAAACCUGGGCUUGUGCCUGAUUCCAAGCAUGUUCGCCUGAACACACGCCAACAGAGAAGACCAUGUCGGAUGUUGUCAUGA
Messenger RNA from Kickxella alabastrina, 909 nucleotides. Its product is annotated as kinase-like domain-containing protein. The annotation marks the transcript as partial. The record is from RefSeq and is a predicted model, not a curated record. Gene Ontology annotation, molecular function: protein serine/threonine kinase activity; ATP binding. NCBI's taxonomy places the organism in Eukaryota, Fungi, Kickxellomycota, Kickxellomycetes, Kickxellales, Kickxellaceae. Gene Ontology annotation, biological process: peptidyl-serine phosphorylation; intracellular signal transduction. The transcript has a single exon.